AUGUCAAUGUUCCCACAAAGGCAACCUGGAUUCAAGUGGCUGAACGUCUAUACUGCUGGUAACUUCAAAAGACCUGGACGAUCAUGCAAGGGAGCUAUGAGCACAUGGCUGUUGCACAAGGAGCCAAUGAGCUGGGAGCCAGUGGUGGCCAUAGAUGUUGCCCUCACUGAGCAGGGCCUGACCACAAUGGGUGUGGGCUGCUGGCCCAGACGGAGCCGUCGCCAGGGCAGAGGCAGGGUGCCAGGGCCUGUCCCUGAAGCGGCCCCGACCUCUGCCAGUGUUGCGACUUUGCUAGAGCGCCUGCAAGACGAGGAGGUGAGCUGGGGGCUCCCCACCAUGAUGCAGGGGGGGGAGCAGGGGGAGCCUGUGCCUGGCGGCACCUCUGCCCUCCUGAUUUUCUCGUCCAGAAGCCCCGGCACAGGGCAGUGCCCAGCCUGGAGCUUCUCAAGGAGCAGUCCUUUGCCCGGGCCCCAUCCCAAGGUCCCCUGGCUGCCCAAGCCCAGAGGCCAGGGGCUUUGUGUCCCUCUUGCAGCUUCCCAGCCCCAGCAGCACAUCCCUAGGCUCUGCAGAGUGAGGGCGGGCAGCUGGCGGCGCGCUGGCAGGAGGAGCAAAGCAAGUGCAACUGAUCCUAUGGUGCUCUGUCCCCAGGGCGACAGAGCGCAGACUUACUGCGCGCUGGAGAGCGUCUUGUGGGGUGAUGACAGCUGCCUGCAGUGCGGUGUCGUCAACCGGCUGCUAGCAGAGGUGUCCUGGGACCUGACAGCUGCCCAGGGCGUGACGGAAGACACGAAGGUGGCUGCCAGUGACGUCCUGGUGGCUCUGGCCCGCUCCCACUUCAGCUUCGUGCUAGCCGAGCUCCUGGCCCAGCUGAAUGCCCCAGGGCAGAUCUCCAAGGAGUUCGUGCUCAUCACUGUGGGCAAACUCCUCAGCACCAACGCCCUGCAGUGCAUCCCCUUCAUGCGCGUGGUGCUGUUGGGGCUGCGCACCGUGGUGGGCCAGUUAGGGAGCGGCCGGAUCCUGCGUGCUGCCUGCGGUGCUCUGGAGCAGUGCGCCAAAGUGGUCAACGUUUACAUCUGCACCUGGAAAGGAUGCUCCUUGCCUGCUCCGGAGAAGGAGCAGCUCUACGAAAGCCUUUCCCAGGUGUUCUGCUCUGUGGCAAGCACCUUGCUGGACUGCCAGGAGGAAGAGGACAAGCAAGCUGUCAUCGGGGCCAUGACUCCCUUGAUGCGUGUCCUCCUGCACAAGGAGGAGCACCGGGAGCAUGUCUGGGAGCAGCUCCUCUGGCUCCUGCACCAGUACCGGACGGUCCAAGACGCCUCCAGGGUGACCAAGAGCCUCCUUUCUUUCCUGGAGGCCCUGGAGCAAGCUCAGAUCCCCGUCCCCAAGGGCAAGUGUCUUGCCAUCAGCAGUGUCGUGUACAGCGAGCUCACUGCCGACACCACAGAGCACAGCCAGGAGCAGAAGGCAGAGCUGAGCCAGUGCAUCCUGCUGCAAGCUCGCAUCUGCCCAGAGGAGACGAUCCCGUUCCUGGAGUCCCAGCUGGGCCACGAGAGGGAGGCCGUGCGCGUGGCAGCCCUGGGUCUGCUCGGUGCUGUGGCACGCUGUGACGGUCAGUACCGGGGUCAGGGCUUGGAGGGCUCUCUUCCGCCCUCUGGGCUGUGCCUCCACGCAUGCCUCACUGGAUCUCUUGCAGAGCCCGCGACGGCAGAGAAGCUGCCCCAGGUGGUGGGGGCUGUCAAGAGUGUGUGCAGGGACCCCAGCAUCCGGGUGAGGAGGGCAGUUCUGCACUUCAUCAGGGAGCUGCUCAGUGCCAAUGCCCAGAGCUGCUCAGCGUGGGACGUUGUGGGCUACAUCUUCAGCGAGUUCAGCCAGAGCUCGAGCAGAAGGGCUGCGGGACUCCUGUCUGCCCAGGAAGCCCAGGAAGAAGGAGCUCUCCAAGGGCUGUGCAUGGACGUCCUGGGGUCCCUGGACAUCUCUGUGAGAGGGAUGGCCAAACUCCUGUGGCCGAGGCUGCUGAUCUAUGUGAUGCCAGCCAAGUACACAGGCAUGCUGAUCCCCCUCUCGCGCUGUCUCCACGCCCUGGCUGAGAGCAAUGAGCUGACAGCAGGGCACGAGCAUCACGAACUGGAUCCCGAUGUCCUCAACGCCCUGUUGCAAGACACGACGCUGACUCCGCACAACUUGCUGGCUCGCCUGCUGGUGGUGGCGGGGUCUCCUUUUGCGGGCAGUGAACUCCAAGCUGCUGCCUUGCUGGUGAUGCAGAGCCUCCACAGCAGGAUCCACGCAGCUGUGGGGGCCACGUGGAACACCGAGAUUCCCCUGCUGCUGCAGUACCUCCAAGGAGGAAAGGGGAACAUCCCAGACGCUGCCGAGUGGGAGCGCCGUCUGCUUCAGUUCCUGAGGGCAUCCCUGGAAACCAUCGGGGACGACGCCUGGAUCAAGCGCCUGAGCUGUGCGCUGAGCCAGCGGCUGGACAGCUCUCCCAGCAGCUCUGGGGAGAAGGCUUUCCUAUACAAGGCUCUUGGGACGACGCUGGCAGCUUGUCAGGAACUCCCACACGUCCAAGAGAACCUGCUGCAGCAUCUGACGAGAGCACAACCUGAGGAGCCAUCUGAGGCCCAGGGAAUCAUUUCUCUCGUCUGCCAAGCCGCCGACAGCCACUUCGGCCUGGUCUUGGAGACUUUAACAACAUUUGCUGCCACCUUGUGCAGUGGCCGGGGCUUGAGGGUUUCCAGAGGCAGGAAGACGCCCCAGGCCAGCAGGAGAGCUGAGGCCACUUGCAGGGCUGUCAUGCUCGCCCACAGCAGCAUGGCACUGCGUGCCUCCAAGGAACAACUGCUCGCCCACGUGGAGGCAGACAUCGCGGGCAACAUCCUGCUGCUCUCCAUCUCCAGCAGCCAGAACUUGCAGACCAAUCUUGCCGUGGCACAGAGCAUCCUUGAGGUCGGCUGUGCCGUUCAAGCUGUGGGGAACUUGGGCAGCUUCCAUCCUGUCCUGAAGCAAAAGCUGCUGCUGAUCCUGCAGAACUUGAUGAAGACGACUCUCUGGGACUUCCCGGCAGCGUCCCUGCACCUGAAGGUGAUUCUGGCCCUGGAGCAGUGGAGCAAGCUGGAGAUCUCGUUCAGCAGCGAGGAAAUUUUCAGCCUGCUGUCUGACUGCUGCCAGGCCAUCCUGCCACUUCCCUCAGCGGCUGAGCAGAUUGGGAAGAUCAGGAACGCAGAGCAGGCAGUGCUGCAGCUCCAGUCCCUGCACAUGGCCACGAAGGCUCUGGGCCGGCUCAUGGCAGUCCUGCUGAAGACAAAGCCAAGCCCUGUCGACUUUGUAGACAUCGCCGGGGUCCUGUGGUUCUGGCUCUCCUCGGACAAGCCGUGGGUGUGCAAGAGGGCCCUGCAGGUCUGCGCCCAGCUGCUGGAGGACUGCAGAGAUGGAGUGGCUUUUCAGACAAGAGGUGCCUACCUGCCGUUUGGCGCCUUGGCGGGAUUGCUGGGGCCUCUGACCUGUGAGCCCAUGAGCAGCUCCCGCCAGCUGGCCGCUGCCUGCCUCAGCUCCCUUCUCCACAUCCAAGCCAAGGCCACGAACAGGCUGUUGGAGACAGACGACCCUGCGAGCUUGUGUGAGGGGCUGAGUGCUCGCAGCGACGCCUCUCAGCAGCUCCGGACCUCCAUCCAAAUCGCAGAGAUGGUUUGCAAAAACGUCCCCAAAAAACAGGCUGCAGACUUCAUGAAUACCAUCCAGGAGCCCUUCCGGCGUGCCAGAGGAAGCCGCAUGCGUGCUGCAGGCAACUGGAUGCUCACCUUUCUGGAAACCUGGGGAAAGGACAUUGGUCCAGACGUGCGAGGAAUCCUCUCCACCCUGCACAGCCGCACAGAGUCCAUGCUGGAGCCCUCGUGCAUGUACUUCGUGCACCAUGCGGUGCUGAUCCUGGCCCGCCAUCACGAGAGGCUCACGAUGAACGUCAUCCUCAAGAAGUUUGUGCCUCUGGACAGAAACACACUGGAGCUGUGGAGGACUCUGGGGAGAGACAGCAUUGGCCUCAGUGUGCUGAAGCGCUUAGCGAGGAAGCUGAGGAGAGUGGGAGACGACAGCUGCCAGCCCAGCUCGUCCAGUGGCAGGCUGCACGCCCACCAGCCUUCUGCGGAGUCCUUGACUGUCACCCGUGCCAUCUCCGAAAUGGUGUCCGUGCAGUCCAAGGAGGGGGUCCAGAGCUUGCUUCCCUCCCUCCUCCCUGGGCUCCUGCUGCAGCUCAGCAAGGCACUGGGGAAAGAGAUUCUGUUUGCGCCCCUCAGCCCCUGGAGAGGGCACGCUGAGGAUCAGCGGCAAGAGGGCAACGUGUGCAGGCCUUUCUGUGAAACUCUCCUGUCAGUGCUGAGCAAAUGCGCUGAGAAGAGCUGGCUGACGCCGUUCUGGAGGCAGAAAAUGUCGGCGCUGCUGGAGAGCCCCCGCACUUAUGCCGAGGGCAUGUGCCUCCUGACGAGUGUCCUGCUCCGUGCCCAGCUCAUCUCCCAGGAGCUGAUUGAGAUCUUCUCCCAGUGGCUGCGCCACCCAUCAGCAAACCUGCUGCUGACGGCCAUGGCUUUCUUUGCUGAGCUGAUGAAGGAGCCGCCUCUUGAGAAGAGGAACGUCCUGAAGACUCUGCGUGUCUUGGCUGAGAAAGCACAGCACCGAAGCAGCACCAUAAGGCAGCUGGCAGCGAGAGCUCUGGGCAACGCAGCCGGCAGCAUGCCCGUGGAGGUGCGGAAGCACGGGAGACAAGUUGUCCAGGUGCUGCAACAGAGCCUGGCGGACACUGCCUGUCCCGAGGUGGUUGCAGAAAGCAUGCUGGCGCUAGCUGAGCUCGUGAAGGUGCUGCAGGCGGUGAACUUGGGAUCGGCCUUUGAAGACAUCGCCAGGUCCACCAAGAUGUUCUUCGAGUCUGAAGAAGAGUACCUUCGCUACUCGGCCUUGCGCCUCUAUUCAGUCCUGGCCUCCUCAGCCUCGAGCAAGCGGUCGUUCUUUGCCGGAGAAGUGGCGGAAACAUGGGUCAGCCUUUUCCUGCACCUCCGGGAUCCCGACUUUGCAGUUGCCAGCAUGUGCAAGAUCACCUUCAGGCUCUGUGUUCCAUUUAUGGGGCUGAGGCGGCCACGGGAGAUCAUCUCUCUCUGCAAGAGGCUGGGUGCACAAGAGCUGCAGGAUGCGCUCUGCACUCACCUGGCCAGAUACGCCCCGCCAGAGUUGGAGAGGCUCCAUACCGUAGCCAGGAGAGGCUGCCUAGAGAACGGGCAGAGGCUGCACCCAUCGACCUUCGAAAUCCCUGCUUUCCAGGGCCGGAGCAGCACUGAGGACACCGGAGUGAGGAGAAGGCAGACAAGGCCCUCUGUGUCUGUGGUACCCUGUGGGCAAUAAAACUCUGUACAUGUA
Messenger RNA from Anas platyrhynchos (mallard), 5397 nucleotides. Lineage: Eukaryota; Metazoa; Chordata; Aves; Anseriformes; Anatidae. The record is from RefSeq and is a predicted model, not a curated record.